Messenger RNA from Rhipicephalus sanguineus (brown dog tick), 1797 nucleotides. RefSeq lists its product as uncharacterized. NCBI's taxonomy places the organism in Eukaryota, Metazoa, Arthropoda, Arachnida, Ixodida, Ixodidae. The transcript is spliced from 2 exons. Gene Ontology annotation, molecular function: nucleic acid binding. The record is from RefSeq and is a predicted model, not a curated record. Bases 1 to 1797 code for a protein of 598 amino acids.
AUGGGCAGUGUCGGGACCCCUCAGGGCUCGGUGAUCUCCCCAUUCCUGUUCAACAUAGUCAUGACCGAGGUGGCCAGGCGUCUGGAGGCGCUGGGCCCGGGGAUCCGACACUGCCUCUACGCCGACGACGUAACCAUCUGGGCCACGGGUGGGAGCGACGGGGAUAUCGAGGCGGGCCUGCAGGCAGCGGUAGAAGCCGUGGAGUCCGCGCUCUCGGGCACGGGCCUGCGGUGUUCACCGCAAAAGUCACAGCUGCUCAUCCUGCCGCCACCAGGAAGACACAAGAAAAAGGCGAGUAAGGAAGCGGUCGAGAACAUCGUCGUGCGCACGAGCGACGGUGUGCCGAUCCCGCAUGCUCCGGGGUUAUGGAUCCUGGGGAUGUUCGUGGAUGGCACCCAGACCAACGCCACGGCGGUCAAGAACAUCACAACCAAGAUGGGCAUUGCAGCACGCCUGAUCAAACGAGUCUCGUCCCGAUACCGGGGCAUGAACGAGAGGGGGCUCCUGCGCCUGCUGCAGGCUUUCGUCGUAAGCCAUGCGGCAUAUGCGGGGGCCUGCCACCGCUGGACGUGUGCGGAGCGAGCCAAGAUCGACGCCGCCAUCCGGAAAGCCUAUACGGGGGCCUUGGGACUCCUGCCGGGCACGAAGACCACGGCCUUGCUGUCUCUGGGAGCACACAACACGCUCUCGGAGAUUAGCGAGGCCCAAAGAGCAUCGCAGCUGAGCCGCCUAAGCAGCACGGCAGCGGGCAGAAGACUACUAGACCGGGCGGGAUUACUACCUCCAGGCGAACGUGUGGGUACAGGACCGUACGGCGAACUGGAAGAGCAAGCCCUCCUAAGCGACGAAGCGGCGAGGAAGAUUAUCGUCUACCCGCUGCCCAAGAACACCGACCCAGAGAGAGACGAGGGCAGGCGAGCGGCACGAGCGGUGGCGCUGGCCCGUCAGCAUCAACAAGACGAGGGUGCAGUCUACGUGGACGCCGCAAGGUAUCCGAGGAGACGCAACGCCUUUGUAGCGACGGUGGUCCGAGCUACUACCGGAGAACUGCUAACAGCCAGUACCGUGCGCGCCCGAACAGCCGGCCAGGCGGAGGAGGUGGCGAUUGCUUUGGCCAUGGGCCUACCGGGUACGCGCACGGUGCUAAGCGACUCGAAGUCGGCGAUCAAGAACUUCGCCCGAGGCACGAUCUGGCAGGGGACGGAGCGGCUAAUGAGGUCCAUCGAGGCCACGUGGGCCGCCCGAGGUGCCGCUGCGGGACCGACCAUUGCUCUCAAGUGGUUCCCGGCCCACAUGGGUCGGCAACUAGCACCCGACAUCGAAAACCGCAACGAAGAGGCGGACGCCGCGGCCCAGGACUUCGAGCCCCUCACCGACUACGGUGGGAUCCUGGCGGCUUACAGAGAAGUCAGGAGAGCCUUCCCGCACCGAGAACUCUCGCGCGCGGAGGCAGUAAAGUUCCGACAGUUGCAGACCGAGUGCGUGCUGACACCGGCUCUGGCCCGGCACGUGUGCCCUGACAUGUUCGUGGACGCAAAGUGCAGUGUGUGCGAGCGUGAACUAGCUACUCUCCGCCACAUCAUGUGGGGAGGGUGUAACAGUGCUAUGCACAGUGGGAACGGGCAGUGCCAGGACGCCACGUAUCCCGAAGAGGUGAGAGCGUGGAUACGCUCCGAAGACCUGAAGACGCAACGAAGGGCCAUCCAGCGGCUUGAGGAGGCUUUGGCGAAGCAACGGAGAAAAGGAGCCGACGACCCGUCCAACGGGCGCGGAGGCAUCCGAGUAACUGUCGCCUAG